CCCAAUGUGCCAGCAGCUGCCACAGCCGCAGCUACCGUUGGAGGCUGACCCCCUAACACCAAGCACAAAGAGCCGAUCAUCAUGUCAGACGGCUACAUGUGGUAUGAAGGGAUAGCUUUUCCCGUCGUUGAGUACAGCUCUGAAAUCCUAAGAAAAGUACGUCAUGAGUUUGUGCUAAAGGACGAAGAUGUAGUAGCAGUGACUUACCCCAAAUCAGGAACGCACUGGCUGGCAGAGAUUCUCUGUCUGAUCCAAUCCAAGGGGGAUGCCAACUGGGUCCGAUCCGAGCCCCUCUGGGACCGCACGCCCUGGGUAGACAACGAACACGGGUUCACAUUACUGAGCCAGAAGGAGGGCCCGCGCUUCCUCAACUCCCACCUCCCCAUCCAGCUCUUCCCCAAGUCUAUCUCCAGUUGCAAGGCCAAGGUGAUUUAUCUCAUGAGAAAUCCCAAAGAUAUUAUUGUAUCUGCUUAUUUUUUCUGGAAUUCAGUGAAUCUCGCUAAGAAACCAGAGUCGAUAGAACAGUAUCUCGAAUGGUUCUUGGAAGGAAACGUGGUAUACGGGUCAUGGUUUGACCACGUUCAUGGCUGGCUGUCCAUGAGAGAGAGGGGAAACUUCCUGCUGCUGAGUUACGAAGAGCUGAAAUGGGACCCAGAAAGAACCAUAGGGAAGAUCUGUCAAUUCCUGGGUAAGAAGAUGGAACCUGAGGAACUGAACUUAAUCGUCAAGAACAGCUCCUUUCAGAUCAUGAAAGACAACAAGAUGUCCAAUCUUUCCCUCCUGGAUGAUGUUUAUGUAGCUAAAAAAAAUCCGCUUAUGAGAAAAGGCGUAACUGGAGACUGGAAAAACUACUUCACGGUGGCCCAAGCUGAAGCCUUUGAUAAAGUAUUCAAGGAGAAGAUGGCAGAUCUUCCUAGGGACUUGUUCCCUUGGGAAUAAUGUCCAAAAUAUCUCAUAUGCAUGCUGACAUUUGUCCUCCUGUCCCUGUACAUGUGCAUGAUGGUGGGGGGGAGGGGUUCAUGGCAGAAAACCUAUAAUUUCAUCCUGGAGCCUUAAAAUAUGAAAUCUUUGGCCGGGCGCGGUGGCUCACGCCUGUAAUCCUAGCUCUCUGGGAGGCCGAGACGGGCGGAU
Molecule: messenger RNA, 1131 nt
Organism: Microcebus murinus (gray mouse lemur)
Lineage: Eukaryota; Metazoa; Chordata; Mammalia; Primates; Cheirogaleidae
Gene: SULT2A1
Product: sulfotransferase family 2A member 1
Molecular function (GO): sulfotransferase activity
Source: RefSeq, a predicted model, not a curated record